GAAGUUAUGGCCUUAGAGUACUUAGUUUCAAAUGGCGACCCCAUGUCCCUGGGUUUUCUGUCAACUAAGCCGAAAAUGUUCUUGGCCGAACUUGAAAACGAGGAGCUGAUUAAAGACGCGCCUGGAGAAAUGGUUCUUCCUUCAGUUGAAAGACCACUCGAGUUUUCGAAGUCAGUAUGCAAAGAUAACCCGGCUAUCAAAUUCAACAAAGGAACGACAACGCUGGCCUUCAAAUUCAAGCAUGGUGUUGUUGUUGCAACUGAUUCUAGGGCCACUGCUGGUGCUUAUAUUGCAUCCCCUACGGUGAAGAAAGUUAUCUACAUCAACAAGUAUUUGCUGGGAACAAUGGCUGGAGGUGCCGCUGAUUGCCAGUACUGGGAGCGAGUUCUUUCCCAGCAGUGCAGACUGUAUGAGCUCAGAAAUGGACACAGAAUAUCGACUGCUGCCGCCUCUAAGAUACUUUGCAAUAUCGUCUACCAGUACAAAGGCUAUGGUCUUUCAAUGGGAACUAUGAUCGCAGGAUGGGACGCCAAGGGCCCAGGACUCUACUACGUCGACGAUGAUGGAACCCGACUGACCCACAAUCUUUUCAGCGUAGGAUCCGGAUCCACUUUCGCUUACGGUGUACUAGAUUCCGGAUACAGGUGGGAUCUUUCGGUUAAAGAGGCUCUAGAUUUAGCUACCAAUGCGAUUUAUGUUGCUGGAUACAAAGACUCAAUGAGCGGUGGGUUCUUGAAUUUGUGGCUGAUGAAAGAAGACGGAUGUGAACAGAUUGCGUGGAAGGAUUUGAAAGAUAUUUACGAUGAGAUUGAAGCUCGUGAGAGUAAAGCCUAAAGCAACUUUGAUUGAAUGUUAGACGAUGUAAUUAUGAUUUAGAGUGGCGACUCCUUUUGAUUUUAGCUGAUGUAAUGAAAGUAUUAUAAUUAAAGCUGCUCUGACCUGA
Molecule: messenger RNA, 943 nt
Organism: Symsagittifera roscoffensis
Lineage: Eukaryota; Metazoa; Xenacoelomorpha; Acoela; Convolutidae
Product: proteasome subunit beta type-5-like
Exons: 4
Coding region: 7-834 (275 amino acids)
Cellular component (GO): proteasome core complex
Molecular function (GO): threonine-type endopeptidase activity
Source: RefSeq, a predicted model, not a curated record